CGUGAUGUUGAUCAAUAUAUAAGUGAGAGCACUAGUUAUAAGAAAACUAUAUGGGAGAGAAUAGAAAUGGAACUUGAGAAAAUAAAUGUAAAGAACCUUGGAUUCAAUCAUCCGAUUUGUUCAAGCGUUCUGAAUAUCAAGUCAGAACCCUUUACAGAUAUACUAAGAUCAGUUUGUGAUAUUUUUAAGAAACCAUUUCAAAAAUAUAAGUUAGAAUAG
Molecule: messenger RNA, 219 nt
Organism: Funneliformis geosporum
Lineage: Eukaryota; Fungi; Glomeromycota; Glomeromycetes; Glomerales; Glomeraceae
Source: the annotation of a GenBank genome assembly